Messenger RNA from Solanum pennellii, 1678 nucleotides. RefSeq lists its product as uncharacterized. The coding region runs from base 104 to 1531 and encodes 475 amino acids. Lineage: Eukaryota; Viridiplantae; Streptophyta; Magnoliopsida; Solanales; Solanaceae. The record is from RefSeq and is a predicted model, not a curated record. The transcript has 3 exons.
AGUAUAAAAUGGAGCCCUAGAAAUAUGACAAAUAGUUUCUUUCCAUGCUCAAAAGAAGAAGCAAAAGCGACGCCCAACAAAGCUAGGCAUUUGCUACCUCAAAAUGGUUAAGAAGAAAGAAUCUAAGAUUCUAUUGAAGCUUUUGGUGGAUAAAAAGAAGGAUCAAGUUGUUGCAGCUGAAACCGGAGUAGAUUUUAUGGACAUACUUGUUAGCCUUCUGACUUUACCAAUGGGAACAAUAAUACGACUCGUUGAAGCAGAGGCUGGAACUGUUGGUUGUAUGAAUAACUUGUACCAAAGUGUUGAAAACCUCGAUGAGGAAGAUCUGUACAUAGAGCAUUGCAAAACCUUGUUACUGAAUCCGAUAAAUCCAUAUCCAAAAUAUUGCAUGAAGUUAAAAGUGAACUUAGAUGAUUCAGGGUCUAAGUAUUAUAAGUGUUCAAAUUGUCGAUACAACAGUUAUUACAUGGAUGUUGAGUGCAAAUGUAAUGGGAAGUAUAACAAAGAGACGUUUCUGAAAGAUUCAGUUGAAAAUACUUGUGGCGAUGCGUAUGUGUUUCUUAAAGGAGGGAUAUCAUUUCUAAUCACUGACGGUUUACAAGUCAAGGUUGCUUCUCCAAGCUCGCUUGUUCAGAUGCUUUCAAAUGUUGGCCUGAGUGAUAUGAAUCAAAUCGAGGAGAUGCAUGUAGAAAUUGGCAAAAAUGAGGUGAUUCAUCUACUUGUGCGUUCAUUGAUCUCAAAGACUCCCUUGUCUGAUGUGUUUCUGCCCAAGCAAAAACAAAAAAGGGCAAGAGUAGACACUAUCACAAUGACCGAGUUUGGAUCGUCCAUUUCUGAAAAUGGAACUAGGAAUAACACCAAGAAAUUGGAGCUGAAGCUAACAGUAAGAAAGUCUACAAACAUGGUCUUGUGUGCCGAAGCAGGCAAUGAUUUUGUUGAUUCUCUCUUCAAUUUCUUGACGAUUCCUCUAGGAUCAAUUGAAGAUGUUUUAAAAGGGAAUUCUGGGUUGGGAUGCAUAGAUAACUUGUACAAAAGUGUGGAGAAUUUAGAUUCAAAAUGGUUUAAUACGCCGCCUCCAGAUAUGAAUAUACACAGACAUGAGAAGACUCUUAAGAUGAUAUUACUCAAGCCUGGUAUAGCCCCUAACCAUAAAUCCAAGAAUCUUCUUUUGCAGAUUAACGAAGGGUUUGAACUUUACUUUAGUGAUCCAAGACAAUCCGUAGGUAGUAAUCGUAGUAGUGAGUUUGAAAAGUUUGCAAAGGAACCUUCCCUUUUCUAUGUUCUGGACAAUUUAGAAGUGAGACCAUUGUCUUCUACAUCAACUAUUUGCUUACUCCAACAACUAAAUGUUCCUCUGCAUGAUAUUGAAGAGCAAAUGAUCAGUGUUGGCGAGUUGGAAGCAUUGAGCUUGCUGAAAGCCUCUUUAACGUCUACAUCAUCAGCAUUGACAGCAGGCCUAAACCACAUGUUGAAGAAGCCGAGAGACGAAGAUGUGAUGUCUAGUGCGAAGAAACUUCAUCGUGCUGGUUAGCAAAUACAUGUUGUUAACUUUUUGCAGUUACUUCUCAUUGUAUUUUGCACUCACUUGCCUAACUUGUUACGUUAAGUCUCAAAACUUUGGUUUCCUGAACUACUUUUAGAGGUUUGUGUGGCAAAAAAAAUUUGGACCAUUUCUCGA